Platichthys flesus (European flounder) is the source of this 2521-nucleotide messenger RNA. It is a transcript of the gene cts12, whose product is annotated as cathepsin 12. Gene Ontology annotation, cellular component: lysosome. The transcript has 8 exons. NCBI's taxonomy places the organism in Eukaryota, Metazoa, Chordata, Actinopteri, Pleuronectiformes, Pleuronectidae. Gene Ontology annotation, biological process: immune response. The record is from RefSeq and is a predicted model, not a curated record. Gene Ontology annotation, molecular function: cysteine-type endopeptidase activity. The coding region runs from base 1 to 1059 and encodes 352 amino acids.
AUGGGGACAAAACAGACUCACAUCAAUGCAGCUCAUCGGUCUGGCUUCCUGCUGAGGGCAGCCCUGCUCUCUGUCCUGUUGUGCAGCCCAAGGCAUGUGGCGUCCGACUCGGAUGAGGGGAUCCUGACGGACUGGGAGAUCUGGAAGAGCAGCAACGGCGUAACCUACGAUGAUCUGGACGAAAUGCAGAGGAGGGCGAUCUGGGAGGAGAACAAGCAGAAGAUCAAUGACAAUAAUCAGGGUUUCUUGAUGGGAAUCAGGCCAUUCGCUAUGGCUAUGAAUAAAUAUGGAGACCUGACACAACAAGAAUUCCAGGUGUUGCAAGGUGCUGCGAUAAAUGCCCAGUUUGUGCACAGAGGGAAGACGGUCUCUGCUCGACGGCUGCGCAUUAAUGCUCGGCAGUUAGAUGCUCGGUUUGUCGACUACAGGAACAUGGGUUAUGUCACUGAGGUGAAAGAUCAGGGCUACUGCGGCUCCUGCUGGGCCUUCAGCACCACAGGAGCUAUCGAGGGACAAAUCUACAAGAAAACCGGUCAGCUUGUCUCCUUGAGUGAGCAAAACUUGGUGGACUGCUCCAAAGCAUACGGCACCUACGGCUGCAACGGUGCCUGGAUGGCCAACGCCUACGACUACGUGGUGAACAACGGGCUCCAGUCGACAAGCACCUACCCGUACUCCUCAGUGGAUACUCAGCCCUGUUAUUACGACAGCAGACGUGCGGUCGCUCACAUCAAAGACUACAGGUUCCUACCCAAAGGAGACGAGCAGGCCCUGGCUGACGCUGUGGCAACCAUUGGUCCAAUCACAGUGGCCAUUGAUGCGGAUCAUGCAAGCUUCCUGUUCUACAGCUCAGGAAUAUACGAUGAGCCGACCUGUAACCCUAAUAAUCUGAGUCACGCUGUUCUGCUGGUGGGUUACGGCUCUGACGGAGGACAAGACUACUGGAUCAUAAAAAACAGUUGGGGCAGCAGCUGGGGUGAAGGCGGCUACAUGCGAAUGGUCCGGGACGGCAGUAACACAUGUGGCAUUGCAAGUUAUGCCCUGUACCCUAUUAUAUGAUUCUGAUAAGAUGCUUCAGAUUCGAGAUUUAACAGAAAAUGUGUUCUUCAGACACAUUUUGCUCAUACUGCUAAUAUCAUGUGUAAAGUCAUCCAUACUUUCUAAACUCUCUGCUGAACCUUGUUUUGUGGAAACACCCACGACAGCCUUGUACAGUGAACACAUCGUUUCUCUCAGGGACGAACAAAAGAUUCAAUAUGUCUUUGAAUUUUUUUCGAAAAGGGUCAAACUCACCAAAAAUGGAAAUUAAUUUAAAUAUUAAAACAAAACUAUGGCCAUCUUUGGACAGCAUAAACUGUGGAAACAAGUAAUUACACAUUCCGACACUUACAAGGGAAAAGUUAAAUAAAAAAAAUAUUCAAUUUACUAUGGAAUCUUACAACUAGAACUUUUCUUUGCCCUGCAUGGUGGCUAAUUUUGGCUAAUGUUAGUGAACCUAUAUUUGUGUCAGACAUUAAUGAGCUCGCACACUUUAGUGACCUCUCUUUGUGUGCUACUUUUACACAAGUUUUAGAAUUUUAGCUCAGUACAAUUAAAUAAAAAUACAUUUAGCAUCAACCCACAAAGGUCCAGUCGCGUUACAAUUUGGGAAAUCAAUCAAUUCAUGUGUGAAUACUGAAAAAUAAUGGAUUAUAUAAAACACAUUUAAUAGAAAUAUUGAAGUUGCACGUUUUUUAAAAGGGAGUAACUUUAUUCAAAUUUGGUCCAGAGUUUUAUAUAGCUAACCUACAUGUUUAAAAAGGCAUCCUGCACAGUGCUGAACUCUGAGUGUUGUGGAGGGAAAGGAGAGCUUGGGAGUACAUAAUGGAGGAACGGGUUAUUAGCUGUGAUGCCCCGUCCACUUUUAUUUGACCUCCUCCAUUAGAUAAACUGCUCCACUGAAGAGCCGAGGUUGAACAGGAGUCAAUGGUACAAACUGAAUGAACAUAUUUUAGGAUUGGUUGGGUUUUUAUCUCGUUGAAAAUAUAAUUUAGAAUAUUAAUGUAUUCAAGUAAGAGAAAGGCACAGCAUGUCAAAAACUCUUUGCUGAAUGAAAUGAAGAUCAAUCCUGACGAAAUGUAACAUAUCAGAACAGAGCACAAAAGUGAGAAAAUAGGAAGAAGCUCCUAGAGCUUCAUUCCUAUCAUGGACUAGAUGCCAUAUUAGUGCUUAACUCAGCAAGUUCACCAAGCUUCCAGAUUCUGUGACCACAUGUGCAUUUAUUUACCUUUCUGUUCUUACCAGGUUUUAACUGCUCACAGUGGCUGAUACACAAGUUACAUGGUCUUGUUUCAACAACUGAUUUAAGAGAGUUUGGGUGUCCUGUUUGUGAGGACAUCCAUACUAUUUACAGCAACUCUUGUAUUUGUAGAAAGGAUUUAUAGAAAGGGCAGGGGAUGGAGGGUAUAGUGGAUGAUUAAAACAAAUAAAAUGUUUAAUCUAGGCCUCAACUUGAAGCUGUUGGGGACAAAACAAUGUGUCU